Cyprinodon variegatus (sheepshead minnow) is the source of this 6458-nucleotide messenger RNA. RefSeq names its product insulin receptor substrate 2-like. The transcript has 3 exons. NCBI's taxonomy places the organism in Eukaryota, Metazoa, Chordata, Actinopteri, Cyprinodontiformes, Cyprinodontidae. The coding region runs from base 172 to 3357 and encodes 1061 amino acids. Gene Ontology annotation, biological process: insulin receptor signaling pathway. The record is from RefSeq and is a predicted model, not a curated record. Gene Ontology annotation, molecular function: phosphatidylinositol 3-kinase binding; insulin receptor binding. Gene Ontology annotation, cellular component: cytosol; plasma membrane.
UCAGAGCGGUCACUGAUCUACAAGCACUGCUGUUUUUUUUUCCCUUUCUUUUACCGCAGCGUGCAUACACGGCAGUUGUGGAAUAAAUGAACGGGUUACCUUAAGGUAUUUUUUUUUUUAACAGUGAGUGUUUUUAUUAUUAUUAUUAUUAUUGUUAUUAAUUCUGGAGAAAUGGCAAGUCCUCCUGCAACGGGAGGACACCUGUUAUCUAAUGGGACGAGUGACGUGAAGAAGUGCGGCUACCUGCGGAAGCAGAAACAUGGACACAGGCGCUUUUUUGUGCUGCGGGAGCCCACGGAGCGCAGCCCCGCUCGGCUGGAGUAUUAUGAAAGCGAGAAGAAAUGGAGAAACAAGUCCGCCGCCAAGCGCGUCAUCACUUUGGACUCUUGUCUGUGCGUAAAUAAACGCGCCGACGCCAAACACAAGUACCUCAUCGCCCUCUACACCAAGGACGAGUAUUUUGCUGUGGCUGCAGAAAACGAGCAGGACCAGGAGAGCUGGUAUACCGUUUUGAGUGAUUUAAUUGCAGAGAGCAAAGUGUUUGACAGCCCUGCUUCCACAUCCUCAUUAGUAGGCUUUGAGGAUACAACCUAUGGACAACUUUCCCCUGCAACAGCAGCCUAUAAGGAGGUGUGGCAGGUGAACUUGAAAUCCAGAGGCUUGGGUCAGAUCAAAAACCUCACUGGAGUGUAUAGGCUGUGUUUAUCCAGCCGAAACAUCAGCUUUGUCAAGCUGAACACUGAAACAGCAGCAGUCAAUCUCCAGCUCAUGAAUAUCAGGAGAUGUGGCCACUCAGACAGCUUCUUCUUUAUAGAGGUGGGCAGAUCUGCAGUCACAGGGCCAGGGGAAUUUUGGAUGCAGGCAGAGGAUUCGGUGGUAGCUCAGAACAUCCAUGAGACCAUCUUAGAGGCGAUGAAGGCCAUGAAGGAGCUCUCUGAGUUUAGACCGAGGAGCAAAAGCCAGUCUGCCAGCACAAACCCAAUUUCUGUGCCUUCCCGGCGCAACCUCAACAACCUCCCCCCAAGUCAGACUGGCCUGGUUAGGAGAUCCAGAACAGACAGCAUGGCUGCCACAUCACCAGGGAGGAAGUUCACAUCCUGUCGCAUUAGGACAGCCAGUGAGGGAGAUGGGAGCGUGACCAGGCCUGUGUCGAUUUCUAUACCGGUUUCUGAAAGUCCCUCCAGUCCCAGUUCUGGGAAUCACCUCAUGAGGUCCCACACCCUCAGUAAUGGGCGCACCUGCAGGAUGUUGGAGUCUGCUUCCAAUCUCCAUCAUAGUCGUUCAAUGCCGGUAUCUAACUCCCCUCCUGCCGCCUCCAGCCCCAUUAGUGUGUCUCCCAGAGGAGGAGCAAGAGUCUCAACACCAGACAAAGGUAGAAGACCCUUCAGCUGCAGUGCCUCCAUAUCUGGCUCCCUCAGCGACACUGGCUUCCUUCUCUGUGAUGAUUACAGCUUAAGCCCAGGUGAACCCAAGUUUCUUACUCUGACUAGAAGUGACACUCCAGACUCCCUGUCUAGCACACCACCUUCUCGUGACUUGAGUGACCCCUGUGGCUACAUGCUAAUGGACAUGGCUAAUGGUAGCAGGUCUGGUUUUGGGAUCGACGGUCAGAUUUCUGACAAGGCAUACAGGAAGCGAACACACUCUCUCACCACACCACGGCAACAGAAAGUGGUGACCCCACUGUCCUCAGCUUCCUUGGAUGAGUACACUUUGAUGAGGUUGGCCAAUGGACAAAACUCCCAAUCUGCUUCACCCAAAGUGUGUUAUCCAGAGGAUUACGGCGACAUAGAAAUUGGUUCAUCCCGGAGCUCCAGUUGCAACCUUGGUGAUGAUGGUUAUAUGCCCAUGACACCGGGUGUAGCACCUCAGUCUGGUAAGGCAGACAACUAUGUACCCAUGAGCCCUAUGUGUGUCUCAGCACCAAAGCAAAUUGUCAACCCAAGGGUGCAUCCACAGGCAGUUUCCAAUGGCAGUUACAAGGCCAACUCUCCCUGUAGUGGCUCUCUGGAAGACAAUGGCUACAUGAGGAUGUGGUGCGGUUCCAAAUCCUCCAUGGACAGCCCUGACAGACACGGCGAGUACAUGAACAUGUCACCAGGAAACCCACCACCUCUGCAGACACCUCCUGAUUACUACUUAAGCCCGGUCACUGGGGAGCAAUCGCCAAUAAGGCCAACUUACCAGCUGGGCUCCCUCACACUGCCUGCAAAACUUCAGUCAUCCAAGAAUGAAGACAGUGGCCAGUAUGUAUUGAUGAGCCCACAGAGUUCAAGGCAGAGGGCCGGGGAGUCAGACUAUUAUUCAGUAAUGCAGCCAUCUGCAGGUCAGAUGUCCCCUCUGAGUCCCUCAGUUCCCUCCCCAGGCAGGAAUCGUCGAGCAGAGAGUCUGGCUUACAGAGGGAGGCUGGGGAGACCCAACAGGCUAUCUCUAGACACCCUGAGGACCCUGCCUAGCAUGAAUGAGCAUCCCCUUCCCUUAGAACCCCGCAGCCCUGGUGAAUACAUCAACAUUGAAUUCAGCAGCAACAGAUCCUCCCCACCAUCCGUCAUGUCAACCGAGAGUCAGUCUUCAUCUCUGGGGUCCAGCAGUGGAGGCCAGGGAAGGUCAUCCCUUUCAGACUACAUCAACCUAGAGUUGGGUUCACACUCACCCAAAGAGGCUGACACUCCUGUUGAGCGACUGGUCACUCUGCCAGAGCAUUCCUCAUGCCCCGGCUCAGAUGAGGAUGUAGUUUACCACAUAGAAAGUGAGAAAAGUCCCCGAAGCUACGACAAUGUGGUGAACAAUGACUACACUGAGAUGACAUUUGGGAUGACUAGCUCCCCCCCACAGCUUGUUCCUCAGAACUCAAGCCAGAGCUGCAGGGAGAGGAGGGUAUCCCUUGAGGACCAAGGUGUUCCUGAACGGAUCGGGGUCUUCCUGCUUGGAACAGGGACCUCCUCUACUGUGGACCCAGACUGCUCCGCAAAGGUCAUCCGGGCCAAUCCGCAGGGACGCCGCCGCCACAGCUCAGAAACCUUCUCCUCCACAGCCACCGUCACCCCGGUGUUUCCCUCCUUCGCACGCGGCGACGCCAUGAAGAGGCCCAGCUCGGUGGAGAACAUCUCAUCACGCAGCAGUGAGGGUUCUGACGAGGAGUACGGCAGUCCCGUGAACCGCCACAGCUCAACCGGCUACCCUAACGGACUCAACUAUAUCGCCUUGAACCUGCUGGACAACAGAGAUGUGGAGAAAUGUGGGGACCUGGUUGGCUUUAAACCCACCAUUAGCUGCAAAGGGGGCGUCAACAGAUUACACAACACACCUUAUGUCUGUCUGGGAUUCAAGGAGGCUGCAACCACUGCCAAAGACUGAAGGACGUGGCUCGUCCUCGGAUUUGGUGUCUUGACCUGCUGCUCGAAACAAAAACAAGCAAACAAAGAAAAAAAGACUUUGCCCUUCCGCCGGGGCUCUGUGACCCGAAAAGACUGUGUAGACCUAUUAUCAUCGCAAGCCGCCAGCUAGCACGCACCCAAGAAAAAAAAGAAAAACAGGUCACCAUCCUAUAUAUGUAGUGUAUCUGAAGGCAGUGCAGGUGUUUGUGUGUGUUGGUACUUCUCCUGCACUUUGAGAGGCCAUUUCUCCUGUGACCUAAAUAGUGGCACAAGCACAGAGGCAACGAUAGUCAGACAAUAACAAAUCUCUAAUGGUACCCAGAUACCAUUAUUUACUUGAGGGUAGCUUAACGUCAGUGUGCAAGUGUUUGUAUCUGAGACGCAGUACGAGCAACAAGUGUGUCAGUGAACCAUUCAAACAUGCUGUAGGGAUGGAAUACCAAGGUACACUGAGUAAAUACAAAUAUUUAUAUAUAAGAUAUACAUUAGACGUUUUAUUUAUUUUUGGAUGAUGAAUGUCUGAUAAGACCUACGAAAUGCCUUAAUGUGUAUACUUUCCUUAUGUUUUCUUUGAAAUAAGAGAUAGAUAUAUUAGGGUAUAUUUGUUUAGACCUACAUCUCUAUAUUGUUAUCUUGUGAAAAGCAAAGUGCAUAGUUUACCAUUAAAUAUAUAUUAUUUCUGAAAUGUACAGAACCAGUUUGGCUGCUUGAUAUCGGAUUUAUUCUAUUAAUAUUAAUAUUAAAAGUAUUUUCUUAAAUAAUUUUAUUCAUUCAAACCCAUUUUAUUUUUUUGGUCCGGAUAGAAAAAGAAAACUAUUUCUAAAUAAUAAUAAUGUUAUGCAUGUCUUUGUUACUUAGCUCAGACCCUAAAAAGAAAAAAAAAAAAACACCAGGCACUGAACCUCUCACAGUUCCUCAGUCACUUGAGCCUGAAAACCUCAAACACUCCUACCUUCAAACCAAAGGCUUGUUGUUCUGACUGACACAGGCCACCCUGCUGUGAUAUCAUUUGACUGUACAACUGUAAAGUUGAGAUGAUAAAGGAGGGGUUGAGCCAAUGCAAACUGAACAUUGCGAAAUGUUGGGGGCACAGUUGAGAACGUAUCUGUGAUUAAGACAAAGAAAAAUACAUAACUUAAAAAAUACAGUAGCAUCUGACACAAUUGUGGAGUUUCAAAAAGGAUCCUAAAUCACUGCUAUAUUCUAGAGUAAAUGAUUUUUCUAGAUGUUUUAGACGGGAUCGAUAGAAGUGAAAAAUAAAUAUUAUCACCAAACAGCGAUAACAAUGAUGACGCAUAGCUAAAAGGUGCGAGCCAUUUUACAGUCCCCAAUAUUUGGUGGUUCCUUGGUGGUUUUGUAACCCAAAAAAUUGACAAAAAAGACAUUUCCAGUAACGCUUAAUUUUGUACCCACAUCAAGGAAAACCAAUAGAUACUUUGACAAAUGAUUAUUUAAAAGUAAAUUAUGAUGGUCAGUUACUUUAAAGGGAAUUCUAAAAAGAAGUCUGGUUAACAAUUGCCGCAGGAUGUGAUAGAAAAUCGACAAAAAUCAUGAAAAAUUAACAAUAAACAUACUUUAAACUGAGGGAGUUUGGGAUAAAAAUGGCAAUAAGUGCAAAUUAAACCGAUUCUCUAAUAUUACCAAAUGUUAGCUAACGGCUGUCACAAAACCCAGGAUUUUAACGAAAUAAACUUAAGGUUUUCUUUCUUAUAACCCACAUAUUAUAAAUAAUUAAAUGUCUUUUUAUGGUACAAAAUGUAAAGGGCAACCAAUGGGUACAAAAUUAGGUAGAAAAUGGCCGAAUUAUUUGGAGCCUUCUCUGACAUUAGCAGUCGUUAGCUAAAAGCUUUCAACGCAAAUUCUGGACUGUAAUGAAAUGAGCUCAGUUUCUCGCUAAUAAACUAUUAAAUAGUUUAAUAAUAUAUCUCAAGUGAAAACUUUAAGCAUAUGGGUGAAUGCUGACAUGUAGCAUUACUGCCUCAGUACACUGCUGUAUAUCAUCGCAACUUUGCUAACAAUAGCUGAAGUUAGCUGCUAGCUGCUAGGUUGUACUAGUAACGGUGAAAACUAUGUCAUCAAACAAUGAGUGGCGUAUAAGAUGGUUGAGAUUUCAUUCAGUUACAGAAAAAACAAAACCGAUAAACGCAGAAUGUCAAAUUAAGGAUCCUCCAAAAUGGCUGCGGGGGUUUUCAAAAACACUUUAUCUUGACAUUUAUUGAGACGUCUGUCUUUAAGCAACAUCUGUGCCGACCCCAACUGGCUCCAAACCCCUUAGGUGUAGAUUGUAAAACUUUUACAUGUGUGAAUGUAUGAUUUUUGCGGGACUACCGCAGAUUUUAAAGGGUUUUGAAAGUGUUAAAUAAUAUUGGAGCUGUACCAAGCUAACUUAUGGUAUCUAUUUAUCUUUUAAAAUGUUCUUUUAACUGUAUAUAUAUAUAUAUAUAUAUUAUGUAAAUAGAGAAGAGUUUACCUAAAAAUAUUGUAUACAGAGAGUUCUUAGAUUUGACUUCGGUUGCAAUUAUAUUCGUGUGUAAAGAAUUUGGCUACAGAUUUUUAACGGGGAGGGUGUCGCUUUGGGGCUGUACAGUGUAUUUUAUGCUUUUUCUCCCUCACUCUAUUGAAUAUAUAUAAAACAACAAAAAUAAUCUUGGUUUAUUUUAUUAUAGAGAUCUAUUUGCCUUGUUGACACACUUUACCUAAUGGCAUAUAUGCAAUAGUGACAUGAAUCAAAAAUAGUUUACAACUUUGGAACCAAAUGUAACAUUGCAUUGAUCUUCUUUUCCAUUAAACGGGGGCUUUUUUGCACCUUUGUAUAUUUUGUUUUUCUGCCAAGUGUUUUUCAUUGCUGGGAAAUUUUGUUCAUGACAUGUCUGAAAGCAAUUUCCCCAUUUCUGUGUCUGAACGGAUUGUUCUUUACUUUGACUCGGUCUGAAUGUGCUGUCUUCCGUUGUACAUAGUUCGAUAUACUGUUUAUUGUGAUGCUCACGAGAUAAAUAUGAUUUAUAAAUUCUGGUAGACGAGUAUUGCUUUUGUCUGUAUUAAUUAUGAAUAGCUACCAACAUAAAUGAAAUAAAUUAUUGA